This is a messenger RNA of Penicilliopsis zonata CBS 506.65, 1314 nucleotides long. RefSeq lists its product as hypothetical. The record is from RefSeq and is a predicted model, not a curated record. The transcript has a single exon. Bases 280 to 846 code for a protein of 188 amino acids. Lineage: Eukaryota; Fungi; Ascomycota; Eurotiomycetes; Eurotiales; Aspergillaceae.
CUAUAAUCCAAGGCUGCCUAAUGGUGCAUGUUGUAUAGUGUCUUCUGCUGCAGCUCCUAUCUGACCUGUGCUAUUUAUCUGUAUUUUAUUUGUUCUGAUACCCCUACACACUGUUUGUCAGGAAGUAGAUUCAUCUACAUUACAGUGAACCUACUGGCAAAGUUAGCACCUCAUCUGCGGGCACAGGUGCCAUUGAAGGAGGUGGCAAUAACUGGGUUUUGAAUUCUAACAACUUAUCUGAGGCACUGCUAGCUACUCUCCGGGUCCGAUUCUCAAAAGAUGGCGACGCCUGCCCAGUGCUACUAUUGUUUCGAGAGCCUCGCUGCUUCCUUUGAAUAUCGAGAGCCUGCCAGCCUUGAGAUUAUAGAGGAGCUUUGGGAACAACAUGAACGAGCGAAGAAAGUUGCUGAACUUGGGACAACGAAUGAACUGGUCAAACGUCUUGUAGGCGCUGGUAGCGGCGAAGACGAAGAUGACGAACUUGACGGAAAUCACGAACCAAGCGGUCAAAAGCAGCUUGGAGAUCUGAAGAUUCCGAAUACCACCCACCUUAACCCACAGUCUUCCUCGGAUUCGUCGAGUGCAUCUACCACGCCGUCAGUCUUCUCGGCUGUGUCGUCUCGCUCACUCUCUACCGGAGUAACAACUCCAUCGGGGCCACCGGAUACGUCGUUGCCUCAAGCGGUUCAGAAGACAAACCAGCGGUAUCCCCUCUUUGUGACAUGGGAUACGCUUUCGAGAAACGGCCACAAGUCUCUGCGCGGUUGUAUCGGCACGUUCGAGGCUCAGGAGCUUGGUGAAGGUCUCCAGUCCUACGCCCUCACUUCGUACGUAAACCCAGUGUAAGAUUUUUUGGAGAGAGGGAUGCGUAGAACUGAUUCACAUGCAGGGCCUUCGAUGAUACGCGGUUUUCUCCCAUACCCUCGUCCCUCUUGCCUUCCCUCUCCUGCUCACUGACCUUAUUGGGCUCUUUUGAGCCUUGUACGAACGCCAUGGACUGGACCCUAGGCACCCACGGACUCCGCAUAUCGUUCAUCCACCGCGGUCGUCGCUACGGCGCAACCUACCUCCCCGACGUGGCAGUCGAGCAAGGAUGGACAAAGGAAGAGACGGUGGAGAGCCUAAUGCGCAAAGCCGGCUGGGACAGUGCUUCCUCUGGAGGUAGUAUUGCUAGACGCAUUCUACGGGGGAGCAGCAGCGGUGGUGAUGGCGGUCACGGUGCCAGCACAGGCAAGCCAUGGGACCAAGUCUCGGAUUUCCGAGCAGUGAGAUAUCAAGGUCUCAAGGCCAGUGCAAGCUACGCCGAGUGGCAGG